Symbiodinium necroappetens is the source of this 1430-nucleotide messenger RNA. The record is from the annotation of a GenBank genome assembly. Lineage: Eukaryota; Dinophyceae; Suessiales; Symbiodiniaceae.
AUGGGAAUGCAGAAAGCUGAUGUGUACUGGAGGCAGAAGACACAGCUGGUGCGAGAUUGGGGGCGGCAAAGAAGAUGGCAGCAGGCUGCCGCCCUUUUCCUUGCGGAGUGGGACACGGACCAGCUACCCGACCUCCGUGCCUGCAACGCUUGUGCUCAGACCUUUGCCUGCAGUGGUCGCUGGGAGGAGAUCAUUCAGCUGUUCGCGUGCAUGGAUAGCGCCAGCUUGUCGCCUGAUGCGAUCACUGCAACGGCCGCAGUAGGUGCUCUCGGAAAAUCUGCGAGGUGGCAGUUGGCAUUCUGGCUUCUCGACGACCUGCAGCAGGGUCGCCUUGCCGCAGAUUCCUGGCUUCUGGCCGCAGCUUCGGCAGCUGCCGCAGCUUCCGGUGCAUGGGAGGCUUCCUUGAUUUUUAUCGACGAAAGUGCCGAAGUCGUUACGUACAGUUCAGUCAUCACCGCUUGCGAGCGAGGGGGUCAGUGGCAGCGAGCACUGCUCCUUUUCCAUCAGAUGAAGGUCGAGGGCGUGGAAGCAAAUGUCGUCACCUACAAUACUGCCAUGACUGCCUGCGAGAGGGGCAGUCAUUGGCCCGGCUCUUUGGAGCUGUUUGAUGAAAUGGAGGAGCACAAGCUCUUGCCCACCGUAGUGUCUUUUGGAGCUGCCAUCAAUGCUUGUGGCCAAGGGCAGUCGUGGGAGAGAGUCCUCGCCUUCCUCGCGAAGAUGCGAGACAGUGUAGGAGGCUGUCCGUGCUUCAUCGGAGAAGUUUUUUUCUUGCUGCGCUCCUUCCGUAGCACUAGACGAGGCAUCUUUGACGAGGCUGACGUUCGCGGGAAUCGUGUCAUUUACACCGGAUCCAUGGAUGCCUUGAGCUCUGCAAGUCAGUGGCAGCUGGCUCUGCUUCUCUGGGAUGAUCUCCGCAACGACCCUGGCAAUCAAAUUGAUGCCGCCUCUUUCAGCAUUGCCAUGGGUGCUUGGGCUUGCGGCACGCACUGGCAGCAGGCUCUAUCGCUGCUGCAUGUGCUGGAUACUCGCGGCGGGAUCGAUGCCGCAGCGCAGGUCUCGGCUCUGGGUGCGUUGGCAGCUGCUCAGCAGUGGGAGGUGUCGGUGUGCUUGCUGUGCAAUGCCGAGAAGUCGCCGGGGGCGGCGGUGGUAGCAGCUGCCGGGCUGAGUGCUGUAGCAGCCGCGCAGAGAUGGGAGGUGGUGCUGCGGCUACUGGAGGACGAGACACUCCAGUGUGCAGAUGAUGCCGUUGCAUACGGUGUGGCCAUGACAUGCUGUGGUAGCACAGGUAGAUGGGAAUGGUCUCUCGAGCUCCUCCGACGUCUCAAGGUGGCAAGCAUUCGGUCAAACAACGUGAUCUUCAAUGCGGCGAUCGCUAGCUGCGAUGCCAGCGCAGAGUGGCAGCGAGCGCUUUCAAUGCUGGAAGACAUGAG